This is a messenger RNA of Seriola dumerili (greater amberjack), 2492 nucleotides long. Its product is annotated as E3 ubiquitin-protein ligase RBBP6-like. The transcript is spliced from 3 exons. Bases 980 to 1474 code for a protein of 164 amino acids. Lineage: Eukaryota; Metazoa; Chordata; Actinopteri; Carangiformes; Carangidae. Gene Ontology annotation, cellular component: nucleus. Gene Ontology annotation, biological process: ubiquitin-dependent protein catabolic process; protein ubiquitination; mRNA processing. The record is from RefSeq and is a predicted model, not a curated record. Gene Ontology annotation, molecular function: ubiquitin protein ligase activity; zinc ion binding.
UUUUGAUGAAACAGCGAGGGGACGAGCAGCUUGGAUCACCGAGAAGGAUUUUAUGGAUUUAACUUGAAGAAUAAUCCGGACACACAACUUUACACUUUCACAGUGGAAAAGGACCUUGACCGAAGAGGAACCUUUGCGUUUUGAUUGCGUAACUUGUGGAUUUUGUUAGAUUAUUCGACAGCUAACUUGGCUAGCAUUGUUAGCGUAGCAAUGUUGAGCAGUGGCCGUUGGCUCUUGUUAACGGAGAGGGAGCGUUAGCUAAUCUCGAGGUGUAGCAUGUUAGCCUUGGCAUUAGCUAACUCGCCAGUCUGACAUUUAUACGGUAGAUUACGUUUUCAAAACUAUUAUUUUUGAGGUCUAACUUCGGUAUAUCUUGUGAACUCGUUGCGGAAGCUUUCACGCAGUUUUGUGGACUUUGUGGUGGUUCGGUAGUGUUUGUUGUGACUUGGAAAAAUAAGGACUGUUUCAGAAAGGCCAAAUAUUACCACAAGGACUGAUGUUGAGGGAACCCCAGGCCCGCUGUUAGCUUCACUAGCGGCUUGCAGCGCGGCGGCCCGGGCUUUCCACUAAGGACAAUUCACGACGGACUUGCCCUCUUUUACAUCCAUGUAAGAAAAGAUUUACACUGUGCUUCAUGGACUCCCUUGGAUUUCGUGGCAUCCUGUUGUGUUUUAUCGGACUUUAAAGAACUUACGAGGCAAACUGCGCUGCUCAAUGGCGCUCUGGCCUCACACCUCGAUUAUUUUUCUUUGGCAAUAACAAGGACUCUGUCGCCAUCUGCGAGCUGAACCCUUCCCCAUUUUAGCCCUUUCUUUGUCCACAGUGUUUCAGCGCAUAUAAACAAGGUUUACCUAUUAAAGUCACCAGAUUUAGCCUCCUGUGUUCAGUGUUGACGCUGUUUUAUUUUGUUACCAUACCAGGCCUGUGUUUUUUGUUUUUUCCUUGUGCUUGAUUGACUAAACUGCUUAGACCUGUAAAAAUGUCGUGUGUUCACUAUAAGUUUUCUUCCAAACUGGACUACAACACAGUCACUUUCGAUGGGCUGCAUAUCACUCUCAACGAGCUUAAAAGGCAGAUCAUGGCCCGUGAGCGCCUCAAGGCCACAGACUGCGACCUGCAGAUUACCAACGCGCAGACUCGAGAAGAAUACACAGAUGAUGAAGCCCACAUCCCGAAACACUCGUCCGUGAUUGUCCGCCGAACUCCAAUUGGUGGAGUAAAACCUGCUGGCAGGACGUUCAUUGUAGAUCGUUCUGACACAGCUGUGGUGGGAUCUUCUAGACCCGUAUGUAAAACAAACCCAAAAACAACACUCUCUCUUCCUCCUCUCACCUAUCACUCUCUCCCCCUCUUUCUGGCUUUAGUCACCUUUCUUGAAAACAUUCUGUCAACAAUGAUCAAGCUCUGUGUAUCUUCUGUUCACCGUGUGUUGGCUACAUUUGUGUUGAGAUCUCAACCUCUAUAUGUUAUAUGAUGUCUUUUUUGGGGAGGGUUUCCUGGAGUCACCAAAGUUAAAGUAGUUUGUUGUUUCUCUCUAAAACAAACCUGGUUUAUUGUUUCUGUUUUGAAACUAGCAGAUUAAAGUUUUAAAUUGUGGCUGAAUGAGAUGAGGUUGAUAAGAGAAACAACAGACUAGCCACCAUUGUUUUUGAAUGCUCUGAACUGACCAAUUGUUGAACUGUUGCCACUUUAUAAUUGAGAAAUCAUUUAAACUGUUAAUGACUGUAUUUCAUAAUGAAAUGGUUUUGUAGCCUGCUUCAGGCCAGGCAAAUGUAUUCUAAAGGGGUUUGUAAAAGGAAAACAUGGUAUUUUUGUAUUGAUAAUUCAUUGUCAUUUUAUUUUCUGUGAAAAUAUUUUAUUUAUUAUGUGGUUUAAGAACCCAGUGAAGUAAAGUGUGGCUGGGAUUGAUUGUAAUUAACUUUGAUUACAAUUACAAGACUAAGUUUGUGUGGGUGGAAGAGACUCGCCAGUGAUUUUUAUUUUGAAAGCUUACCCUGCUAAACUUUAAUAUACUCAAAUCUGUUGUGCAAUAACAUUUACCAAUGUCAUUUGUUUUGUCUUGUACAAUUUCACCCUGAAGAUGUUCUAUUCUGCUUUACGUAUGGACUGCGCAUAACCCUUAAACCUUAAAGGCUCACAGAUUUCAUCCUACUGAGUUAAAUGCUUUGAAUUAAUUCAGAUUCUUAAGUGUCUGUUUUGAUAAGAAGCAGGUACUAGUUCAAAGUGUAUUGUUACAACUUUGGUUUGGGGCAUCAGUAAGAAGUUAGUUUUAAUAAGUGAGAUGCUGUGACUUGGUCACUGACAUAAUGCUGUGACAUGAUCACAAAGUACAAUGACACAUCAGUAAAGUAAACAUCUUGUCAAUCUUUUGAGGCCUUCCAUGGUUGCUGCAGUGAGAAGUAUACUGGUGUAGUGUGUCCUGUAAGCUGUAAGCUGCAGAACCUGUCAAUAAAGUUGUUCAGUGGUUCAGUGUCAGAACCGCUUGCACCAGA